This is a messenger RNA of Hyaloscypha bicolor E, 3138 nucleotides long. RefSeq lists its product as uncharacterized. Bases 1 to 3138 code for a protein of 1045 amino acids. Gene Ontology annotation, biological process: Golgi to plasma membrane transport; exocytosis. Gene Ontology annotation, cellular component: exocyst. The record is from RefSeq and is a predicted model, not a curated record. Lineage: Eukaryota; Fungi; Ascomycota; Leotiomycetes; Helotiales; Hyaloscyphaceae. The transcript has 3 exons.
AUGGCCGAUUACGAGCGGAUGGUGCUGGACCAUUAUCAGCUCUCGACUGCAUAUCCCGUGGAGUGGCCAGCCGAGAAGGACAUGAGUGAUGCCUCAGACGAAGAGGACAAGAAAGCGAACCGCAAUGGCAUGGUCCGAAGGUCUAAAUCACGGUACUCCGCAUUAGAAAGAGCAGCCAGUGACCGCAGGAGCAUCCUCCCUGGUUCUCAAAGAACUGGUGACGGCGUGGAGAACCUGGUGCAAAGAGAUGAACCGGAUCCUUUGGGCAGCACUGAGAGUGUUGUGAGAAUUCUUCGACAACUGGGUCUCCCGGUACAAGAGGAUACGCGACUACGCAAUAGAUUCCUUCUCUCCUCCACAACCUUCUCCCCAGCACUUUUCCUGUCCCAGGUACAUUCAACUGCCUCGACAGAAUCUCUUUUGGACGGCCUCGAUACCCUCUCCAGAUCCAUCGACCAGAAGUCAGCCUCCUUGAAGGUGUUGGUAGAAUCCAAUUUCGAACGGUUCGUGAGGGCCAAGGCUACUAUUGACAACGUCUAUACCGAGAUGAAAUACCGAGGUGAACCACCGGCUACACCACAGCGUCCCCAUUCGCGGCAUGCCAGCCGGAAUAGCUUUCGUACAAGUAGCGGAAACCAAGCUUCGAUGUCGAUCUCUCCCGAUUCCAAGAGGAAGAACGCUUUGACAAAGGAAAGCGAGUACGGAGUCAUGGGAAUCAAAAAACCCCUGUUGGACGUGUCUGCGAAGGCCGAGGAGGUUUGGGGACCUGCCUUGGGAGGGCGAGAGAAAGAAGACAGUCUAAAAAUUAUGACUGGAACUGUGGAGAGGUACAAAGAAUUGUACGAAGUCAAUUCUGCAAUCACGGAUAGCAUAAAGCGGAAGGACUACGAAAGCAUCGUUGAAGAGUACGCCAAAGCGAAACGAUUCGCAGAUGAUGCUAGGAGACUUACUGAAUCCCGUUCACCUCUAACAGACUCUCAAAUAUCUCAAAUGCUACUGGCCGCCCGUGUCUGGCGCGAUGUGGAGAUACAGAUCGAGGAUUUUAAACGUGACGUUUGGAGGCGGUUGGUUGCUAUGCAAGGUGGGCCGUCGAAGGCAGAAGGAGCCAUUGGCGAUGCUCAAGACCAACACAUGGAGCUGAUAGGGGUUCUCCUCGAGUUGGGCGUCACAGAUAAUCCUAUCUGGGUCUGGCUACUCAGCCGCUUCGACCAUUUGAAAAGCAAGAUUCAGACAACCUCCGACCGUUCCAAGAUCGAGAUUGAGAUUUUCAGGCGACGAUUGGCGAAUGGCGAGAGACCUACGACUCAGAUUAUAGCCUCCCACUUAAGGUCACUUAGUCGCCAGACUGCUGAGGACAAGCCAACCUCUGUAGACUCAUCUGAAAUCGUUGAGCUCUGGGAAAAGAUGCACACAUAUCUCAGCAACAUGCUGUCAUCGCAAGGUAUUCUCGGGGAAGUCGUCGAGUUUUGGCAGACUGUGCAGAGCUUCAUUCAAGGCAAAGCCCAGAAGAAUCUGCCAGUAGGGAUCAACGGAUCAGCUCGAGAACACCACAGGCUUUCUGACCAAGGAACACUCGAUCUGCAGAAAGGCACAGUCGAGCUCAUAGACAUGAUCAGAGAAAGUGUAUUCGAGUUCUUUGCUGAACCCCCAAUUGAAGACAUUUCUUCCUUGUUCUCGCCAUUACCUCCAACUCCGCGAACCCCUGGAUCUUCACAAUUAACUCCAUCAGCACUUCGAGAUCCGAGGUUCAACUUCGACCCAAGUAACUUACCCCCACCUUCACCAAAGCGAGGAGAGUCGUGGGAGAAGUUUGCAUUCUGGCCACCUUGGUCAAAUUCCUUAAGCGCAGUCCACUACCUGGCAAAGCUUCUUGUGUUGGUUGGAACUGGAGCGAGUGAGAUGGCUGCAGUAUCUGCUGUGAACAAAGGAGAUGAUGCUGCCGUGGAACGGUUGAAGAUGCUUGUUGGUGGGGCUCGAGAACGAUGUGUCAGCGCUAUAUGUGCAGCGUGGAACAGAGAUGCGGAAAACAUCAAGGUGUUGGAGGAUUGGAGACGGUCACCUGAAAAGCGUGAUCUCACCAGGAUACCGGCUUAUUUUGGUUCUUUUGAAAGCGCCGUGUUAACCGGGAUGCAGAAGAUUCUCUAUAUCUCUGAAGCUGUUGUCAAACCAGGUUUUGCGGAUGUGGUUUCCCCACCUCCAGUAAAACUUCUCACAAUGGUCAGGAGUCAAUUCGUCACCACCAUCUACAAAUCUUUGAGUGGUAUGGUGGAGAACGCUGAGAAGACCGUGAAGAAAGCAGAAGACGACUGGACAACUGAAAACGAUGGCCUGGCAAGCCCUGUGGCAAUGGUGAUCGCAACUAGUAUUGGCGCCGGGACUGUCAAUGCCAGUGAUAGAAACGUUCGUAUGCUCCUGACCCUAAGCAAUCUCCAAGUCCUCCGCAUCGAGACCGUCCCGAACCUUACCACCCAGUUCGAGAACGCGUUCUCUGUAAAGCUCACCGAAGAAUCCAAAACCAUCCGAGAUGUGCUUGGUCAAAUCGAUGCCCGUCUCUUCCAAUCUUACACCCGCCCGGCCGUCGAUGCGAUCCGUACCAUAAUCCGCGCUGGCAUCACCUCUCCAACUUGGUCACCUCCGCCAAACUCCAGACCCCGUGAAGUGCGUCCUUACGUCUACGAAGCUUUACUCUCCCUCGUGCUCGUGCAUACCCAAGUCUCAACAACCGCCUCUUCACUCACUACACAAGUCCUCUCCUAUCUCCUCGAGCAAACCUCACGAGAGCUUCUUGAAGCCUUCAAACUCCGCCAACGCUAUAAUCUAGCCGAGCUCAUGCAAGCAACACUCGAUGUCGAGUUCGUAGCCCAAACACUAAGUCAGUACACGACAGACCGAGCAAGCGAGAUGCAGAGCCAGAUUUACCAGGAGUUGGAUAAAGGCACCGAUAAUGAUGCGAGGACGAAGCUACAGACGGAGUUGCCGGAGAUGAGAGCUGUAUUGAAGAGAUUAAGGGAGGGAAGCCGUAGCGAGUUUGCUUGCUUUAAGAAGAUGAGGCGUUCAAAAAGCGAGAGAGGGGAACAGGGAGAGAGAGGUGAGAGAGGGGAUAGACAGGCGACUGCUGCUAAUUCCGUGGUUAGUUGA